Molecule: messenger RNA, 1373 nt
Organism: Ipomoea nil (Japanese morning glory)
Lineage: Eukaryota; Viridiplantae; Streptophyta; Magnoliopsida; Solanales; Convolvulaceae
Product: probable WRKY transcription factor 53
Exons: 3
Coding region: 174-1223 (349 amino acids)
Biological process (GO): regulation of DNA-templated transcription
Cellular component (GO): nucleus
Molecular function (GO): transcription cis-regulatory region binding; DNA-binding transcription factor activity
Source: RefSeq, a predicted model, not a curated record
CACAUCCUUCAUUCUCCUUCCUCAGCACUCUUCAUUCCAUCCUAAACUUGCCUCCCAAACCGUACAACUUGUUGAGUCUUGAAUCCGAAUCCGAAUCCAACUCUGAACCACAAAACCGAACCCAUUAUAUUUCUGUGAUCACCAGCUUGGAAUGAACUAGCCCUUUGGUCGAAAUGGACAGCGCUUAUAAUGGGGAAUACAAGGCUCUACUCAAUGAGUUAAUCCAAGGGAUGGAAUGUGCAAAGCAGCUAAGAGUUCACCUCAACUCUGCAGCUUCUUCUGAAACCCAAUACUUUUUUGUGCAGAGGAUACUCUCUUCUUAUGAGAAAGCCCUGUUGAUUCUCAAAUGGAGGUUGGUAGGGCAAUCCCACCCAGUGCCACCUCUGCCAGGUGCCCCUGAAUCUUCCAUGUCUCUCGAUGGGAGCCUCGACAUUAACAACAACAACAACAACAGUUUUAAGGAGGAGCAGCAGGACUACAAUGUAUCAAAAAAGAGAAAGGCCAUGCCAACAUGGACAGAACAAGUAAGAGUUGGCGCUGAAAAUGGCCUUGAAGGCCCCACAGAAGAUGGAUAUAGUUGGCGAAAAUACGGGCAGAAAGACAUUCUUGGAGCUAAAUAUCCCAGGAGCUACUACAGAUGCACGUUUCGCCUAAUGCACAACUGUUGGGCAACUAAGCAAGUGCAGAGAUCUGAUGAUGAUCCAACGGUAUUUGACAUCACAUACAAGGGGGCACAUACCUGCAACCUAGCUCCCACCACCUCAGUUCCCCCGCUGAGAUCGCCUGAAAAUCAACAACUCGAACAAAUCCAUCACCAAAACGAGAGUCUCCAGGCAAUGCAAUCAAACCAGAUGCUAAUGAACCUGAGAGCAAACCUGAGAGUGAGCACAGAUGGAUUGGACACAAAGGAAACUGCAUUCCCCUUCUCCUUCCCUCCAACCUUCUCCGGACUUACAGACGAGAAUCAACACUUCCAGAGCUCACAGGUUGAUGACAAUGCAGUGGCAUUGGGCACAUACUCACUCUCCUUUGUUUCCCCCACCACUCCCGACUCGAACUACUUCUCUGCUUCACAGCAACACACAAAUGCCUUCAAGGGAGUUCAUAUUUCCUCAGCCAACACAUCAUCAACAAACUCUCCAAUUGUGGGCUUGGACUACUCACUUCACCCUGCAACUUUAGACCCAAAUUUCCCAUUUGAUACCUUGGAGUUUCUCACAUGAAGAUCUCAGUUAGACAUAGCAGUAAUGAAAACCAAUAAAGACCACAUUUGGUGAUUUUUGCCACCAGAGAUUGAAGUUUAGUUAGAACAGUCAAAAGGCCUGUUGUAUACUGAUAUAAAUAUCAAUUUUGUGCAAACUAAAUUAGAACUA